This is a messenger RNA of Carassius carassius (crucian carp), 1322 nucleotides long. RefSeq names its product MARVEL domain containing 3 (gene marveld3). Gene Ontology annotation, cellular component: membrane. NCBI's taxonomy places the organism in Eukaryota, Metazoa, Chordata, Actinopteri, Cypriniformes, Cyprinidae. The transcript has 4 exons. The coding region runs from base 174 to 1073 and encodes 299 amino acids. The record is from RefSeq and is a predicted model, not a curated record.
CAUUGGAACAGUAUCGCUCGUAAAGUGGCGUGGCGUCGUGACGCGACUGUGAGGCGGAGUCAGAGUCAGAGUCAGACAGGUUUCACACAGGUGUGUACGUCCACAACAACACGAGAAACCUGGACGAAACUCAGACAAAUCACUGCUGACUUCGGUAAUUUCAGCAAAAGGCAAUGCCAGAAUCAAGCCAGCAUCAUCACACAAGGGACAAAGACUACUCUAGUCGAGACAGGAGAGAUGAGGACCGAGAGGACCGGAGAUAUAGAGAUGACAGAUCACGAAGCCACCGAGAGAAGCAAAGAUACACUGACACACAAAGGGACCCCCAAGUGUACGAGGACAGCCGAUAUCACAGUCAGGGAGUGCCCAGUUACACAGAGACAUCAUCUUCAUACUAUGAUGACAGUCAACCCUACCAUCAUAAAAGGGCCCUCUACAACCUAAAAUACAUCAUAACAAGCAGAGGCAUCUGUCAGGUCAUGGUUUUCUUCUUAAGCUUGUUGAUCGUCAUCUGUGCUGGAGUGAACUACAGUAACUCGGGUCGGUAUCAGGAUAUCGCCAGCUUGGGCGGUUUGUACCAGUACUAUUACGGAGGAGCGAAUGCAUUCACUGGAGCAGAGGCGCAGAAGGUCCAGCAGCUCGAUGACCAGUUCUACCAGCUCAAACUGCCCCCUUACGUCUACAGCAUGGCGUGCGGCGGGGCACUGAUGCUUUACGCUUGUGCCAUGCUGGCCCUCGGCGUGUUUCGCAUGCCCUACCGCUUCCCUCCUCUGCUGCUGGCUGAAGCCCUGCUGGAUGUGCUCAUAGGUCUCGGUUUCAUUCCUGCCCUCGCUUUCUACUUCAUAAAGCUAGAGGAGAUCUACAACAACCCCAUCUGUAAAGAGAGGGAAGCCAUGUACAGCAGCAAAGGUCACAGAGGGUUCGAGUGCAAUCUCAACGGGGCUGACAUAGCUGGAGGCUUGUUUGGGGUUCUGGGGGUUAUUAUAUUCCUCAUAAGCGCCGUGUUUGCCAUCAGAGCCUUCAUAAGAGUGAGGAAGAUGAAACAGAGGCCGACAGAAGACGACAACCUGUGAGGGUUAUGCCAGUUCAUGAAGAGAUUCAAAUGUGGAAAGCACAGAAGGUCCUACAGUAGUGUAAAUGCUUUGGUUGGUAUUUUUACAGUAUCAGAAGGAUAUAUAUUUUUCUAUUUUUUUUUUUUUUUUUUACACCUUUGCUUUCUCUUAAGAGUUAUGGACUUUUGCAACAUUUUUUAAAUUCUUUUUUCAUAUAUUCUUCUCAAACAUGCAUCAGAUUUCAUUCAUCAAUUAAAAAGAAACACAAUA